GACUUCAGUGAUUAACUCGUUAUCUCUGAGUUGCAGGGGUGUGGCUGAAGUGAGUGGUUGUACACCUGAAUGUAAUCAUGUGGCCUUAUAAAAGACUGAGACAGAGAUGAGAGCGAGGCGGGCUGAGUUGGUGCAGAUCUUGGGCUGGUUUCGUUUGUGCUGUAGCCUACAUUGGAGUCCUGUUGGCUUGGAGAACUCAUGAGAUAUGUGAGAUAUGGGAGAUCACCGCCACCCUCUUGAUCCAUCUUCUAUGGGAUGGUUGGAUUGUUGACUGUCAUAAGUGAUAUACAUUUGCACACAACUACUGACACACUGAUUGUCAUUUAUACUGAUUCUUAAUGUUAUGUCCUACAUGUUAUAUUCUACUAAUAAAUUCUCUCAUUAAUUGGAAGUGGUGUGUGGUGACUCCCUUAUUUUGUUGUGACUCAAUAAAGAUCAUAACAAAAUGGGGGCUCGUCUUAAAGUGAAAUUAUAUCAAAUGAAAUUUGAUUAAUAGUCGGUAUGAUUUAGGUUUUGAGCUUCUGGUAUUGUAUUUUUUUUGAGACACAUAGAUAUUGUGUUUAAACCAUCUCGUGAGUUUGAAAAUAGUCAUUAAAGGUAAGUGCAUUUUUUUUUCUCAUUUUUUUUUUUUUACAGGUGAUAUAUUGUUCAUUUUCUCCCGGUAGGAAUUAGCAACGCUUGGCGUUGAUUUUGUUAUUUUGCCUUUUUUAUUUUUGUGCAGGCUUUUGGGUGAAGUACACCGCCGUGGUUUCUGAUUGGACAAUUUGUUCAGUUUGUAAACCAUCGGUAUUUUGGUGUUUCAAGUCGCUUUGCUCUUGAAAGCUGCAUGAAGACUAGGUAUAUGUUAGUUUAGUGGGUUGGUAGGCAGUUUAGAAGGGGGAGAGUGAAUGAUUGUUUCACCUGUUUUGCUCUGAAAGGGAAAUAAAUGCACUUGCUUUUGGUUUUUGUGUAAUAAUUUGUAAGAACAGAAUGGCGUCUAUAGAAGAGUUUAUUAAAGCUCCUUCAGAGGAGAAAUUAAAUUCUUUUGUAAAACAACAAUUAUGGGACCUUGUAGAGCAUUUUAAAAUCAGUGAGGUCGAUAAGAAAACACGGAAAAAGGAAUUGCGAUCUGUUGUGAAAAAUUGGUUAUGUAAAAAUAGCCUUAUGGUGGUUUCUCCACAGGAAACAAAAGGCAGUGAUGCGAAAGGUUCUUCUGAUAUUUUUUCCGGGUUAUCUUUUGAGGAAAGAAAAGAGAUUUUACUAAUGCAGCAGCUUCACGAUAGAGAGUUGAUAAAAGAAACUAAACAGUAUGAAUUGGAGAUUGAAAAAAUGAGAAAUGAGAAAGUGCGCAGACAAAAUGAGCUUGAUUUUGAAAAAGUUAAAAUAGAGGCUGAGAAAUCUACACGAGAUUAUGAACUGCAGGUGGAACGAUUGAGAUUAGGAAAAGAAGGGAGAAUGUCAGAUGUUGGGGAGAGAGGUUUAGGUUUAUCUGAAGGGUUUGACUUGGCAAGUAAUCUGAGACUGCUUCCCAAAUUUAAUGACCAUGACCCUGAUAUCUUCUUUUCUCUGUUUGAGACUAUGUCCGAAGAAAGAAAUUGGCCGAGGUCUAUCCGAGUUGUCAUGCUUCAGACCGUAAUCACAGGCAAGGCACAGGAAGCAUUUGCAGCGCUCACAAUGGAGGACAGAAAGGAUUAUGAUAAGGUAAAAGUUGCUAUUUUGAAGGCAUAUGAACUAGUUCCUGAAGCCUAUCGCCAGCGAUUUCGCAGCUGGAGAAAAGGUGAUCGUCAAACUCACUCUGAGGUAGUAAGGGAUCUGGUUUCUUAUUUUGAUCGUUGGUGUGUUGCGUCCGCUGUUGAUGAUUUUGAAAAACUGCGUGAUUUGGUCAUCUUGGAACAAUUUAAAAAUAUUGUGCCUGAUGACAUUGCUACAUACAUAAAUGAAAAGAAGCCAAGGGAUGCAAUGGAAGCGGCAGUUUUGGCAGAUGAUUAUGUAUUAACGCAUAGAAAGGUAUAUAGAGAGGAUAGAUCAGGUCACCAGAGUGGUAAUUUUAAUGAAAACCGAGUUGGAGUAAAGAAAUUUGAACAAAUGUAUCCUUCAAAGUCAGAGAACAGUGGUCGAAUGAAAUCUGACAGAGACUUGGUGUGUAAUUAUUGUUUUAGUCUGGGCCAUUGGAAAAAUAAGUGCCCUGUUUUGGCUGCUAAGGGGAAGCUGGGAAAAAAGAAAUCACAUAUUAGUCCCGUGUUAGUGACUGACAUUUCUGAAGCUACCCAUGACCUUGAUCCUAGUACUUCCAUAGAGGUGGGGGAGGAAGUAUGUGACUCCAAAUUGUUAGCCAUGGAAAACUUUGUACCGUUUAUUACAGACGGUUGUGUGUCAUUGCCAAACUCUGAGAUUAAAAUACCAGUUAAAAUUUUGAGAGAUACAGGUUCAUCAGAAUCCUUUAUUACUGAAUCUGUUUUGCCCUUUUCCCAGGUAUCAGGUGAAGGGAGGAGUGUUCUUAUUAGGGGAAUUGGAUUAAACACUCUUUCUGUUCCUCUAUAUAGAGUACACUUGACCUCCGACCUGAUUUCUGGAGAGGUAUCUUUGGGAGUUCGUCCAUCUUUGCCAGUGGAUGGGGUUGCUGUCAUCCUGGGUAACAAUUUGGCUGGAGGUAGAGUCUGGCGAGAGGUGAUUCCUCCUCCUGAGGUAGUAUCUAUUCCAGUUACUGAGAACUCCGAUGUUCUGAAUCAAAAUUUUCCUGAAGUAUUUAAGGCUUGUGUUGUGACUCGUGCAAGGAGUCGUGAGAUGGCAUUGGAGAAACAAGAAGUGUCAAAAUAUGUGGUGCCUGGUUUAUCUACCCUUUCACCAAUUUCUCAUAGGGAGUUGGUAGAUGCGCAGCAGGAGGACCUGGAGUUGCAGAAGUUGUUUGAUGCUGUUAUUUCGCCUCAGGAGGUAAGAAGUGCUGUGAGUGGAUGUUUUAUCCAAGAUGAGGUGCUUGUAAGGAAGUACGUUCCCUGUAAAGAGACUUUAAUGGAGGAGUGUAUCAUUCAAGUGGUGGUGCCAAAAAAAUUUAGAGAUGUAGUGUUACAACAAGCUCAUGGUGAAGUGGCUGGACACUUAGGAGUAAGGAAGACCUAUGAUCGAAUUUUACGACAGUUUUAUUGGCCCCGUUUGAAAAAGGAUAUAUCGUCUUUCAUUAGAACAUGUCACACGUGCCAGUUGACUGGGAAGCCUACUCAGUUGUUGAGACCAGUGCCUUUGAGUCCUAUUGUUGUUACAAGUAAACCAUUUGAGCACUUAAUAAUUGAUUGCGUGGGACCAUUGCCUCCAUCAAAAUCAGGGAAUGCAUAUUUGUUGACCGUUAUGUGUCAGGCAACUCGCUAUCCAGCAGCUUAUGCUCUCCGGAGUAUUACCACCAAAGCGGUUGUCAAGGCCCUAACUCAGUUUAUAUCUAUCUUUGGGAUACCGAAGAUUAUUCAAAGUGAUAACGGUACAAAUUUUACAUCUCGUAUGUUUGCUGAGGUUUUGAGGGUGCUUAAAGUGAAACACAAUCAGUCAAGUGUAUAUCAUCCUCAAAGCCAGGGUGUGAUAGAAAGAUUCCAUCAGACUUUAAAGUCACUUUUGCGUGCUUACUGUGUGGAGUUAAGCCGUGACUGGGAGGAGGGUCUACCCUGGCUGUUACUGGCUGCCAGGGAAGUACAGCAAGAGAGCUUAGGAUUUAGCCCAAAUGACUUGGUUUUCGGUCAUCGUGUACGUGGACCUCUUUCUGUUUUGCGUGAGGGACUAGGUGAGGAGGAUCCUCCGCGAAAUUUGGUAGAGUAUGUCAAUGGUUUUCGUAGGCGUUUGUUUUUGGCUGGAUUGAGUGCACAGAAGAAUCUUGCUGUUGCGCAAGAGAAGAUGAAGAAUCAUUUUGAUAAGCAUGCUGAAGGUCGUGUCUUUACACCAGGUGAUCAGGUGUUAAUUUUGUUGCCAACUUCUGGGUCUCCUUUUUGUGCUAAGUUUACUGGACCAUAUACUGUUCUUCAGAAACUGUCUGACGAAAAUUAUCAAGUUGCAACUCCCGGUAGGCGCAAAUCUAAGCAGUGUUUCCAUGUAAAUUUGCUUAAGGCUUAUCGUUUUCGAAAUUCUGAGGUUCAGCCAACUAAAUCAGUUGCUCCUGUUGUCACUGCUUCUGUUGAGUCUUAUCAACCUUUUGUUGAGAGAGAAGAUAUGGUUAAGGAAGAUACAGUUGUUCCUGAAGAUUGUGUGUUGCUACCUCGAUUAAAAAAUUCAGAGACUCUUCAGAAUUUAGAUGUGUUGUUUUCACAUUUGACAGAGGGCCAAAACAAAGACCUAACCCAGAUGUUAUUGGAGUUUUCUGGCUUGUUUUCAGAUAUACCCACUCGAACUCAUCUGAUACAGCAUGAUGUUGAUGUGGGAGAGGCGCAACCUAUUCAUCAACGUUUUUAUAGGGUUCCAGUGAGUAAGAAAGAAGCAUUGGAAUCUGAAGUUCAAUAUAUGCUUGAGAACGGAAUAGCUGUUCCGUCGUGCUCAAGUUGGGCUUCACCUUGCUUGUUGGUGAGGAAAGCAGAUUCAACUUAUAGAUUUUGCACUGACUAUCGCAAGCUAAAUGCCAUCACAAAGCCUGAUGUUUUUCCGCUUCCACGAAUGGAAGAUUGUGUAGAUCAGGUGGGUACAGCUAAUUUUGUAAGCAAGUUAGAUCUUCUUAAGGGUUACUGGCAAGUGCCGUUGACUCCUAGAGCUAGAGAAGUAACCUCCUUUAUUACAUCGUCUGGAUUAUACUCGUACUCUGUGAUGAGUUUUGGGUUGAGAAAUGCCCCUGCCACCUUCCAAAGAUUGAUGAAUCGAGUGAUAUAUGGGCUGGAAGGGUGUGCAGUGUAUUUAGACGAUGUUAUUGUUUUCAGUGAGACCUGGGAGCAACAUUUGGUUCGUUUGCGAGCUCUUUUGACUCGGUUGACUGAGGCAUGUCUUACAGUUAACUUGGCAAAGUGUGAAUUUGCCAAGGCUACUGUAAGAUAUUUGGGGAAAGAGGUUGGACAAGGUAAAGUGCGACCAGUUCAGGCCAAAGUUCUUGCCAUUCAGCAGUUUCCUUCUCCGUCUACCAAGAAAGAACUCAUGCGGUUCUUGGGGAUGGUUGGUUAUUACCGGGGGUUCUGUCCAAAUUUUUCAACUGUGGUUUCUCCCCUGACUGAUUUACUUAAGAAUUCAGUGAAAUUUGAUUGGAGUGAGAAUUGUCAGAGAGCUUUUGAGAAUGUUAAGUUAUUAUUAACCACUGUUCCUGUUUUAGCUGCUCCAAGGCUGGAUAUGCCAUUUAAGUUACAGGUGGAUGCCAGCCAGGUUGGUGCUGGAGCUGUCUUGUUACAGACAGGGGAGAAUGGUUUGGACUAUCCUGUGAGCUUCUUUUCUCGAUCCGGAUUGCUGUUGGCAAGGUGGGGCCGUGUAAGAGAAUGGAAGGAAUUGUAGAAAAAUCAUGGUUGUACUGUGAUCAGAGGUGGUAUAACAAUGAGUGUUGAAUUAUGAUUUCUAAGUUUGUGGUGUUUUGUUUUUUUUUGAUCCGAUUUGUAUCAGAUCUUUUUUAAAGGGUGGUGUGUGACGACUUCAGUGAUUAACUCGUUAUCUCUGAGUUGCAGGGGUGUGGCUGAAGUGAGUGGUUGUACACCUGAAUGUAAUCAUGUGGCCUUAUAAAAGACUGAGACAGAGAUGAGAGCGAGGCGGGCUGAGUUGGUGCAGAUCUUGGGCUGGUUUCGUUUGUGCUGUAGCCUACAUUGGAGUCCUGUUGGCUUGGAGAACUCAUGAGAUAUGUGAGAUAUGGGAGAUCACCGCCACCCUCUUGAUCCAUCUUCUAUGGGAUGGUUGGAUUGUUGACUGUCAUAAGUGAUAUACAUUUGCACACAACUACUGACACACUGAUUGUCAUUUAUACUAAUUCUUAAUGUUAUGUCCUACAUGUUAUAUUCUACUAAUAAAUUCUCUCAUUAAUUGGAAGUGGUGUGUGGUGACUCCCUUAUGUUGUUGU
Molecule: messenger RNA, 5974 nt
Organism: Misgurnus anguillicaudatus (oriental weatherfish)
Lineage: Eukaryota; Metazoa; Chordata; Actinopteri; Cypriniformes; Cobitidae
Biological process (GO): DNA integration; proteolysis
Molecular function (GO): aspartic-type endopeptidase activity; nucleic acid binding
Source: RefSeq, a predicted model, not a curated record